Lentinula edodes (shiitake mushroom) is the source of this 3414-nucleotide messenger RNA. RefSeq lists its product as uncharacterized. The transcript is spliced from 11 exons. Lineage: Eukaryota; Fungi; Basidiomycota; Agaricomycetes; Agaricales; Omphalotaceae. Bases 1 to 3414 code for a protein of 1137 amino acids. The record is from RefSeq and is a predicted model, not a curated record.
AUGCCACCAAAAGGGAAGACUGCUCCUGCAGGGCUCGUCAAAAAAGAGCAGCAUGACGAAGAACCUUUCAACUGUGGGGCUGCCUCGUCACCCUUGCCAGCGGUUUUGGAUGCAUCUACACCAUCCGGAAGCCAGAAAUUCUCUCUUUCACCCCCGACCCUUCCGAUGAGCAUCCACCCUUUAAAUGAUUCCUCUCCUAUGACUAGUAUUGCCGACGAGGACGAAUUUCCACAUCCAUCUCAGCUCACACAGAUGGUUCGAGCAAUGAGACCAACACCGAAACCGAAACCAAAGACGCAGAGGGAUACAACUGAUAGAGAGGAUCCGCCAAUUGAAAUGCUCAACGAUGUAGAAAGCGACGGUUCUACAAGGUCCGCGAAGUUCCAAGGGCGUGAACAGUCCCGUUCCCUGGCCGGUACACUAGCCUUUACGAAGCGCAAAUGGGACAAAUCGAUAUCGUCCUCUCCGUCUACUUCGAGGCCAAAACAGCGACUCAAGUACUUCCAUGACCCAGGGAACGAAGAAAAUGGGAGUUCCUCGUGUUCUUGCUCGAGAAAAUCCUCCGAUUUUCUCAGAUAUAACUUUCACGAUUCAUUCCUGUACUUGGAUGCCAGUGUCAUCGUCCGCAUCGGAUUGACGCAGUUCAAACUGCAUCGUACAUUACUAGCGGAACACGGAGUGUGGUUCGCGGCGCGUUUUCAAAAAUACCCAGAUGACAGGUUCGGGGAACUCCCAGUGUACAUACUGGAUGGUGUCAUUGAAGAGCUUGAUUUUGUGAAUUUGUUAACAGCAGUGAAGGAAGCUAUCACAUAUAUAGACAACCCCCCGGAUUUACAAAUCGUCGUCUCCAUAUUUCGAGCCGCGCAUAAGCUCAAAUUUACCAGAUUCGAGGAUUGGACGAAAUCCCUGUUGGAGAAAAUGUGGCCCGCGCAAUUAGAUCCUCUGGAUACCAUAUCAAUACCUGCCGAGCUGACACCAAACCGCAACGAGAGGCUUUUAUCUACACGUUUGUCCCCUAGUGUGGCUACCGCCAUUGUACUGCUUGCCCGCAAAUGCGGUCUUCAGAGUGUUCUAAAACGCGCACUCUAUGAACUGGUACGAACAGACGGUUUUGGGCAAACUUUGGACAGUUCUAUAUCGGUUUCAGGUCCCUGUGAUCAAUUAUCAGCAGAGGAUCAUCGUCUGCUCGUGAAAGCACGAGAAAGGCUGAUCUCCUUGUGGAUGUCGGUUGCAACACCAUCUUUUCCCCCCUGUCCGCUUGCUAAUAUUCCAGUCAAUGAUACGCGUCCAGAAUGUACAGCAUGCGAUCCCGUCCAGGAUACUAGUGUUUACAGCAACGUAUUGCAUGGCAUUCCAUCCGUUUCUCAACCGAGUACAGAAAUUCGGAAAUCCUUAUUCAUGACUUAUACCAACGAUCCUCUUUGUGGGCUCGAGAAGUUGGUAAAAUUACCCUGGGAAGCACCCAAUACUUUAGACGGUACAGAGGUGCUCAAUCAAUCCUUUGGAGACUUUCUGCGAGCCAACGCGGACCAGCUGGGCCUGAGUUUCAGGUCUAAGUUAUACAUCGGAGAGGGUGCUGAUCCUUUUCCCAAUAUCAAUGUCAGGACUAAUCGCAAUCGCAUUCCUUCUCACGACAGUGUCCCGCUACGCGUGUCACUACGCUCCAUUCACAUACAAUAUCUGGUAACGACCACCAAAGAAACUGACUAUACUUCGUUCUCCUCUCGACUGUCUUUGCCAUAUAUGAGUCUCUUGGAUAAUAUCUUGAAACGUUUCUUCACUUACCAUCUUGUCAAGAAAUAUCCUCUUGUAUUCGGCGCUCCAUGUCAGCAAUUGGAUAUCGAAGCAUUGUACUUCUUUAACAUCUUCCGGUCCAUACACGAAAUGGCACAACGGUCUUAUGUGGACCAUGCUGAUGCCGAAGACGCUGGGCCUCCAAAACUGAACAGCAAGACAGCAUUUUGCCUUUCCAUGGAGAGGUCAUUCUGCAACGGAGCCACACCCAUUCUACCGAUGACCAAUACAGAUACACAUGAUGACGAGGAGAUCUUGCGCGACUACCCUGUCAAAUCCUCUCAUAUCAAUGACGCUGAACUCGUGGAAUUUGUUGGACACGAUGAGGGCGACCAUUCAUUCCAGGGCGAUUACGAUGAGGCCUUCCACCUAUCUAGACAAGGCUUCUCGGACAGAGACUGGGCAGCAGGUGAUUCUCUAGCCACUUCUCUAACUGUUGCAGUUUCCACGACCUAUUCAAAUAUGAUAUUUGAUUCCGACGCAGACGAUUCAGCUUAUGACGGUUCUAAGGCUAUUGUUGAUGCUGACGGCGAAAUGGUUUGUCUAUCGUCAGAUCCUGAACUUCCACGCCCUCACCGAAGCCCUGAGGCUUUGGCCAAUGAGCACCGUAACCAUCUGGAGCGUCACACGUCCAUCUUCUCUGAAUCCGAAGCAGGAAACGCUCCCUCAGCUUGUCGUGCUUUCUUUGCCUCUAGGUUCGUGUCUGAAGCUGAAAUGGACCAGGAUUCGGGAAUAGUUCUGGAUAUGGGUGAUUACUUGGAUGUCCUGCCGCAUGCUGCACCUCAGGUUGUCCCACGUCCCUCUCAUCACAUCUUGGAAUACGAAAUAGACAUCUCAAAACACCCUUCUUCUGAGGUUCUGGACAUUGAUUCGGACGUUGACGCUGGCUGGCUCACUGUGCCCCUUACACCACUCCGUCAAAAAGGUGUAGACCACCUGCUAUCGGACGACGACAUGAAAGGAAUGGAUAUAUGUGCUGCUAAUCCUUCUUUCUCCCCCGUUCCUUUUGCUCAUUUCAUUGCCUCGCAUUCUGGACCUGGGUCUGAUCGCUUCAAGGGGCCACCAUCUCUCGAUUUCGGGUCCACCAAGAACAAGAGCAUAUCCCUCAUCUCUUUUGCUCCCAUUCACGAAGCUGUCAAAAAUCACGUCAUCGAUCCUGAAGUGUUCAGAGGCGACAUUCUCUUGGAUAACGACGACAAGGACUGCCCCUGCAACGGAAAGCGAACCUGUGUCCCUCUCACGACACUUAACUCUUCUCAAUCUUCUUUUCGAACUACGCAGUCAUCUUUGGCUUCUUCAGCAUGUUAUACCUUACUCUCAUCGCCAUCAGGCUCUUCUUCCUCUUCUGCCUUGCCAGUAUCGCCUAUCUCACUGUAUCUAUCACAAUAUGAGCAUAAAAACGACGGAAAUUGCAACCACGACGAUAACGUUGACGAUUCCCACUGUUCUCGUACACCCCAUGGACUGACGUUGACGCUGAUGCUUUACCUCUUCACCCGCAACUUCACAGUUCGUCCGGUUCCAAUAUGGUCACGUCUCAAUGUAAUCAAUAUCGUGCGGAAGACGACGGGACAAUGGGAAAAUCUGACUGGGAGCUCGAUUUCACGGAAGAUAUUCUAA